GGAGAGAUUUUUGCUUUUCGGCAAACACGAUUCGGCCUUGUUUGUGUAAUAUAUUUAAAUGUGUUGGUUUUUAAUUUUUUAUGAAAGUAGAAUAAGUUACUGCUAAAGGAUAAGCAGCUAAUAACGCCGUCUCAUUUAGAUUUGUGAAUACGGGGUCAUCGAUUUCCGGAAGAGCCUCUUCAGCAAGCAUGGAUUGAUUCUAUUUUUUUUCCUAUCAAAGGCGGCUACUCUAAGUUGGAAAUUAACCCUUUUGCGAAAAUUAUUAUCACAAUCUUGAGCUGUGGGAAACCAUCAGUGGUUGCAGCAUAGAAAGCAGAUUUUGGUAAUGGCCCAUUGGGCCUGGGCUUGUCAAACUCUGCAAUGAUGGCAGAAGUGGCAAAUGGAUUGGACACAUUGAGCGCCUCAAAAAACUUGAGACAUAUUCUUCCACCUGAGUCUCCUGAAUCUGAUUUGUUAUCCCCAGGGGUCAAAGAAGGAAUGGAAGAUCCUGAUCCAGUGACUAGACAUCAUCAUGAGGAGCAUACUUUUGGGGAGGAUCCCUUGAUAGAACCUGAUUUACUUAAAAAAGUGACUGCUUUACCUUCAGAUAGCAGCACAAGCUCAGCAACUGGUGUCAGCAUGUUGAUUGAAAAUAUACCAGCAACAGUGGAGCCCAUUCCUGCAGAUUCUAACAAGUCACCUAGGCACUUGUUUACUUUACCAGAAUCAACAGACUCCCCACCUAUAACCCCUUCUCAUCAAAGUGAUACAGCUGAUAAUGAUCUUCAUCGCAAAUCAGAGGAGAGUAAAAGGGUGGGCAAGUUAAGGAUUUCUAAAGCUGAUCUUGAGAUCAUCAGCUCAGGUGAAACUAUACAAGAGGAGGCACGAAUUUCAAAAAAAAUAAGUUCGUUUGACUUUCCAUGUAAAGACUAUUUUAUUUCUGAUGGUGUAACAUUCUCCAAAGAUAAGAAAAAACACAAAAAGAAAAAGAAAAAGUCCAGCUCUGAAAGAAAGAAUGAUUAUUUAUUUCAAAAUGUGAAUUCAGAGGAUGAAUUUGUUGAAUCUAAGAAUUCUCAAAAAGACAUAAUUCUAAGCUCUAAAGGAGGUUCCCAGUCCAACCUACUGGAUUAUCAAGAAGUUUUUCAUCAGCUCAUGCAGGAUGCCUCGAUAAAACAUCUAGCUCCAGGUGAUUCUCAGCAGUCAAGUAGCUUGACACCUCAAGCUAAUCCUGGGUUUGACAAGAAUCUGCAUCUACUGGAUAUCCCCAGUAAACAAAUGGAGAAUGGAUCGGAUAAUAAUCUUCAUGGACUGGAUAUCCCCAGUAACCAAAAAGAAAAUGGAUCAGAUAAGAAUCUUCAUGUACUGGAUGUCCCCAGUAACCUAAAAGAGAAUGGACCUUUACCAAAGAUUGGUUUUAAUGGGGACAGUGCAAUAGCUUUUGAAGAUUUCUCAAAUAUUUCAACCUCUUCUUCAAAAGAAAAUGAGUUAACCAAACGUAAACCAUCGGGUCAAAAAUUACCCCCAACAAAAAGGUCCCACUACAAUGUGGUGAGCCAAAAAAACAAAAUAAAAAACACAUUCCUGCCAUGCUAUAUAGUCCUGACAAAAGUUGAUAAAGAUCUGACAGAGUGUCGGGGUUCUGCUCCUUGUCAGCUCAUUGACAGUGUUCUUCCCUUGUCAACUCGAGUCAACCAUCUACUUGAUAUGUGCACAUCUGGAUCCAUUAUUUGUAAGAAAAGCAAGAGGAAAGGGGUAAUCAUUGUGGAAGAGCCCAUGUACAAAAAUAUAUUUGAGGAAACUGUACUGCUUGAUGAGGCAGAUCUGGAGAGUUUUCAAGUCAAGCGCAGUUUAAGGAAAAGAGAUAAACAUAUAAGCUAUGUUGAGCCCUCUGAAGAUGAUAUAUUAGAUGAAUUUUCUAGAAAACGAUCUCGCUCAAAAAAUAAAGACUUAGCCCUCAGUGGUGAUGAUGUACCAGAGCACAAAAAGAAAAAGAAGACCGACCAGUGUGAAAACAAAUCAGCUCCCGGCCAAGAAACCAAUGCUACCUCAUUGGCUUUUCCAUCUCUGGAUACCUCAGCUCCAAAGAAAUACCCAGAUCUAGAAAGCGUUGUGGAUAAAUCUUUUCGUCAAGAUGGUAAAAAGGUUAUUGAGGUGAUUGUUUAUCCCAAAGCUCCGAUCCCCAAUAAAAAGGCUCCAGAAAAUGUAGCCCAGAGUGCUGGUGUAGAGAAGAAAAGUGCUAAAAGCAAGAGUAGACGAUCAGAUCCCAACAGCCACACCCCUCCUGCGACAAGCUCAUCUCACAUCUCUAUCCUUCCUAGUUUAACACGGCAAGCACCCAUGCCAGCAACACCUCUCUUCCCACCUUUCCCUGGUGCUCUGCCACCAGUGGGUAGCCAUCCUGUGCCCGCUGGAACCUCUCAGCCCAUCACAGUCCCAUCCCCUGGCCUACAAAAGCCCCAGUACUGUGUGAUGAAAGUGGAUGGCAAAGAUGUCCUGCUGCAGCUGGUCCCCUCUAGAGCUGUUAACACCAUUCCAGCUCACUCUGGAAAUCCAGUGCUACUUCCAGGUACAAAGAAACUGCUCAUGCAAAAUCCUAUCCCACUGAGCUCUAUAGUUUCUCAAACUGCCAGGUGUAGUGCCCCUCUACAGUCGCUGUCAGGGCCUGUCAUGGCUCCAGCUGCUCACUGCAAUGUGACCUCUGCUGCCUUCCAGCCUUUGUUUGGGCUGCCACUUGUCAGCAGGAAUGCCACCCCCCAGAGCCUAUCUCUGGCCACUGGUCAACAGAACAUCUCUUUGUCCAGCUUACCCGUCAUCUCCGUCUCCCAGUUGGCUGGACUGACCAGCACGACUGGUAUCAGGCCUGUAGUCUUCACUACCUCAGGUUUGAUGGCCACAGGCCCAGGGUACACGGCUUCAGCCCCAGGGACUACCUCAGCCGUAAGACUGACAAGCUCUCUAACCACAGCAUUAUCCUCCACCAUAACGCCCAUGGCAGCACCAAACUCAACCACUGUAGUACGCAGUGUGCCCAUACGGCCAAACCUGCGGGCAAUAGUACCUAAUCAAGCAUCUUCAUCCCUUAGGUCCAUCAGGAUAUUUGUGCCAGGCUGUACAACAACAGGCACCCCUGGACGCUUUGCCACCCUGGGUAGUGUGGCCAAUUCCAGCCCACUGACCAGGCUGACCGCCAGUAGUGAUUUAUUACCUCAAAGAAAACACAGUGCAGAUCAGGAUUUAACAGCUGAGCAGCGAGCAGCAAAGCGCAGAAAGCUGGAGAAGAAGUAUCCCCUUCCUCCCGGUGUUGUGAUAAAAACUGAGCCAGUGGACAGUGUACCUAGUCCCUCCCUACCUUCUGGUGGCAGGUCCUUACUACCUCAAAACAUUCUGGUCUCUUCAGUCAGGCCAGGCAUGCAGGGCAUCAGGAUUAUAGCCCCCUCUUUAGCCAAUGCCUUGUCCACCAGGCCUGCUGGCUCUAACAUCAUUUACAAGGCAGCCACAGGUGGGCGGCAGGGUAUCCUUGUGCCCUCAUCUUUUGGUCAGCUCUCAACCAAAACCUUAACAUUUUUGGCCACACCCUCGGUCACUGUCUCAUCAGCUGUCACCAGCACAACUGUCAGCACUUCAGUAGCAACAACCACCAUCACUUCUACCACUUCCUCUUCUACCCUUUCUGUAGCUCCACCUGCAGAAGCUUCCUCAGCUUCUGACACUGAUCUAGCCCUAGAACCAGUGACUCCUGAUAACUCGUCAAACCCACGGACCUCUGAUACUUCACUGAGUGAUGAGGGCGGGGCGCUGCCUGUCUCUUCUACCAUAUCAACUAUUCCAUUAGAAACUUGUUCAGAUGCAGCUAUGAUAGAUGAAUUAAGAAUGGGUGUAGAAAAUAUGAGGAAAUUUAUAAAGACACAAAUAUCCUUAGGACUUAAGGGUGAGAGGCUAGAUAAACUCAAAGAGCUGUUAAUUAAAAAAGAAGAAUACUAUACGAGCAUAAAAAAGCAUUCAGAAACAAUGUGCAGAACUCUGACGUCAGAACCUGCAAGCACCAGCGCUGCCAGUAUGGGGGAUCAAAGUAUGGAAGAUAGUGAGGAUCUUGUGGGCACUGAAACUGAUCCUUUUGUUAUUGAUUGAGAGCCUUGUGCAAUCCAUGCUUAAUUAGGAUAAUUAUUUAUAUGAUGAACGGUUCAUUGAACCACAAGCGUACGAAUUGUUCAUUUGAAUGACUAUUUGUGUAGUGUUUAUUACUAAAUUAGUUUUAGUAAAGUAGAGGUAUAUGUUGAAUUCUCUUGUUACUUCUGAGUGGACACUUUUAAAACUAAUUUCAAAAACUGUGGUAAUGUUAUCUUUAAAUCAUUUAAAUCUUCAGGGUUUUAAUUUGAGAAUUGAAUCUCUCUUUUGGUUCAUUUCUUUCUUAAGACUUGUAAUAAACUAUCUCCAACUAAGCAUUGGGUGUAAUGAGGUGUCAUUCCCAAAUUUUUAUCAAUGUGUAUUUUUUUUAAGCAAUCGGUACAAAUAUGUAACUUCAAAUUUUUGUCCUCACUAAUAAAUUCCAGUUCCACAUGACUGGCAAUUUAUAAAGAAAUUUUUUUUGUCCACUGUAAUACAACACCAAUAACUCAAAUGUGCACUAGCUACAUUUGAUAAAUGUCUGUAUAUCUUGUGUUGCCUCACAAAAAAGAUCAGCUAAAAACCAUGUUAGCUCUAGCCUAUGUAAAAUUUGAGCAAGUUUCUCUGUAUCUUUGAGUUAUUACAAGAAAGCACCAUUAAGAUGGAACUUGUGUUCAAAUAUUAGACCAGUGCAAGACAGUUUGAUACUCUAGAUAUGUAAUUCAUAAAACACAUCAAGCAAUUUCAGGCUUACUUAGCCUCUUCAGAAGAAAUUGUUUACUAAAGUAUUUUAGAAGUGGGUCAAAUAAAAAUUUAUGAAUUUAAAAAAAAUAUGGUAUGCUUUGUUAGAUAGUUUUCUUACAAUUGGAACAGUAUUCAGGUUUAUCCCUUGCUGUGGAGUGAUUUUUUUGUGACAUGGAGUAUCAGGCACCUGGUGUAGUAUACAACUUUAAAGAUGAUCCAAUUUCUUUUUAGAUCAGUGAGCAAUCAUGUGGGCUUCUGAGACACAUGACAUUGGUGGCUGUCAAGUGACAGAUGACAGUAGAGUUACGCUGCUAUUCUCAUAGACAACUCAGUAUUAAUGGUUGUAAUAGGAAACUGAGUGUCUGACUUUUGUUUGUAAAUAUGUAUGAUAAGUGCAGUGUUAAAGUUGUCUUAUAAAAUCUCCAGGCAGGGUGGUAGCAAUUAGCAUGUACUCUAUAGGCCUUGACUUGCGCUGUUGUACUCUAUAGGCCUUGACUUGCGCUGUUGUACUCUAUAGGCCUUGACUUGCGGCUGUUUUUGUAAAAAAAAAAAAAAAAUACCAAAUCUCAUUGGCAUGAAAAUAAUUGUUUAAGCAAAGAACAAUGGAAACUUUAAAAAAUUUUUUAGUUGCUGUUGAUUUUAAGUUUUUGGAGCACAUUGUCUCAUAAACUUGUGACUUUUGUGUACCUGACUACAUCCCAACAGUCUGACCACUGUAGUGUGACCAACUGACCACUGUAGUGUGACCAACUGACCACUGUAGUGUGACCAAUUGACCACUGUAGUGUGACCAACUGACCACUGUAGUAUGACCAAUUGACCACUGUAGUGUGACCAACUGACCACUGUAGUGUGACCAAUUGACCUCUGUAGUGUGACCAAUUGACCACUGUAGUGUGACCAAUUCAAUGACUCACACUGUGUCUGGUAGCUUGCAGAAGGAUAACUGCCAUCUUCACUUUUUCUUAAUUUAUCUUAUGCAAGUUAAAGAGAUUAUUGAUGAGUUUUAUUUAAGAAUGAUUUGCUUCUACAUUGUGUGUUGAAAAAUGUUUAGUAUUUGAUUGGAGGGUUUAGGAUUUAUUGUGCCUAGUCAUUGUGCUGAAUAUUUUACAAGAUAAAUAUCAGCUUAGUGAUAUCUAGCAGUUUGGAUGGGUAUAACAGCCACAUUUUGUUUUAAUUAAAAUUUUAAAAAUAUAAAUUAAAGUACCAAUUGCUUUUUAAGCAAGAUGUGAACACAAGCUCAUACCAGUCACCUUCAGUUUAUGGGCAUAUGUAUAUAUAAUGUUUAGAGAGUAAUUGUUAGCUGUAUAUAUUGUGUAAAUAGAUAUUUAAGUAUAUGUUAAUGCUCAUGUUUUUUUUUUUAUUGUGAUACAUCAUUGUUGGAAAAGUAAUGAUUGGUAUGAGGUGUAGAGUUUGUUGAGGAACUGACUUAAUUCACCAGGCUGUUAUAACACUGACAUUCAGACUCUGUCCAGGGCACUAGGGUAUCCUCAUUACUCAACUCACUGCCCUCAAAGACACAGGUAGCUAGAGAAUUAGGUCCUAACCUUGUAGCUGGCCAAUUUUCUGAUAUCCCUUCAGCUUUCCAUGAUAGCACCUAAUCUUGUAGCUGGCCAAUUUUCAGAUAUCCCUUCAACUGUCAAUGAUAGAAAAUUACGUUGUAGUUGGAAGAUAAUUUCCAAUGUCCUGAUUUUUUAGGAACUACAGAAGGGCUAAAGAAUACUUAUCCAUAGAUGCCUUAACACAUUGAAAAACUUCUCUUUUGGUGCAGAACUCAUGUUUGCCUGAACCAUUAGUUCUAGACAUUGUUGAUAUCUUCUAAAUGUUCUAUACAUGGAUACUACAUCCUAACUGUUCUAUACAUGGAUACUACAUCCUAACUGUUCUAUACAUUGAUUUUCUGAAUGAGUUUUUUGUCAACAGUUUUUCAAGCCCCAUCUCAGUACUUGUUUACAAACAAAACUCUGUGAUGCUGUCAUGUGGAAGUUGUGUAGCUUACCUAGCUGCUACACAGACCUUAGCAUUGGUGGUCACACACAGCAUUUUGUUUUUUUCAUCACAUUAUUUAUUUUUAAAGCAACCAUCUGUUAAGUUUUGAUCAUCCACUGUUCCAUGUGGUUUCUUGUAUAAUCAAUGAAUUCGCUAUGGUAAGUGAGGUACGAAAAUGGUGUGUAUUGUAUUCAUUGUUUUAGGGUUCAUUUUGUUUUUAGAGCUUUUACAAUGAGAAAGAUGUAUUUUUCAUCAAUCUAGAAUAAUUUCUGAUGUGUUGUUUUAAUUUGUAUGUUGCCAUGAUUUGUCUUGUAAUAAAAUGCUGCUAUGAUCAUUUGUA
Messenger RNA from Physella acuta, 7156 nucleotides. RefSeq lists its product as uncharacterized. NCBI's taxonomy places the organism in Eukaryota, Metazoa, Mollusca, Gastropoda, Physidae. The record is from RefSeq and is a predicted model, not a curated record.